AAAGAAAGAGAGAAAAAACACGAAAGCAAAGAAGAAAAAAAAGCAAAUGAAUUCCAAUACAAGAUAUCAGGUGCCUUUUUCCUGAACAUUAAAGAAUGCCGUUUUAUGUACCACAGGCAAUCAUAGUACCAGGACUUGCCAUGAAGUGAAAACAUAAUUGAAUACGGAGGGUUGCCUCCCUCCAUGCACGGAACGGGGCAGUAAAAACCCAUUGCAGUGACAUGGAAGGAUCUUGUGCCAGGAAUCACACCUCGGGCAUCAAAUAUUGAAUUGAAAUGAAGCCCUGAACACUUGCGAUAUCAAAUUGAAAAUGUACGAGACGCUCAAAAUGCAGGAACAAUUCCCGGACCGCAGGACGGUGGUCCACGAGAAUGAAUCUCUAAAGCAGAAGAUUUUGCAAAUUGAGAUGCAAAAUGUGGCCCAGCAAAGGCGGCUGCAGCAGCUGGAGAAGAUGGUGAUGGAGCUCAGCCGCAUGAAGUCCCCGAAGGACGUUCUGGACACGCCGCACAUGACGCCCUUUCGAGAACCCACCGAGGAGGGUAGCAGGACCGAGAGAGCACAAGAAGGGAGAGUCAGGGACACCUCACCUGGGCCUCGGGGGAGGGAGGGAGCAGGCGUCGGGAGCGAGGAUGACCAUGCAGACGGGGGCAUGUCCGACAUCGUGGCAAACCUGAUGGACGAGUUCGACCGCACCGCCAGAGAGAGCGGUCUUAUCUACGGGAUGACGCCGACGCGAAGCACUGCCGAUUCGGAGGACCAGUGCGACGACUUCGCGCAGGGUUGUCAGGGGACAGAGGGACCAAGGGAACCUGACGUCCAUUCGGCGACUGAGGAUGGGUGUGAUGUGUCCCCCUCUCCACUAUCAGUAUUCCUCACGCCUUUGUACAAGCAGUCUGUUUCAAGCAAAGAUGAAAAGGGCAUCAGUGAUGAGCCUUUGGAAACACCUCGGUUAAGCCUCACCACACCUGUUCUUCUCACUGUUGAUGCAUUGAAAGAGAUGGAGAGAAGCCAGAAUACUUGUCAAGAACCAUUUCAAAGAGAAGAAAAUGUAUUUGCCAGUUUGUGUUCCCAUUCUCAAAGCUCAAAAGUCUCUCCAUUUAGGUCAAGAGAUAUCUUGCCCUCAAAAGCAUGCCCUGCAUUCUCAGCUGUUAUUGGUAGCAAGACCAGUCCCUUUGCAAACCUUUUGCGCGGAUUACACCAUGUGGCCAACAAAAACCCAAGUGGAAGCUCCAACCCUGGAGAUGCCCACUUGUUGCAGGCAAGCAGGAAGGCCCAGCCUACUCGCAUGCAGAGACUGCCUUUGAGGUCUCAGAUUCCAGGAAGUCCCAGUAGCAUAACAAGUAGCAUCACAGGUCACGUUUUCAAGUGGAGCCAGUCAUUAACUUUACCCUUACUGUCACCCCUCCCUGAAAGCCAUUGUGGGGACAUCCAGGCACAAGGUGCAUCAGAUGACGAUUUCUUAACAGACUUGAUGUACAAUUUAGCAGAAAAGCAGGACCAAGAGGAGGCAUCAGAUGAGGAGGACUUGGUUGUGGAUGAGGUCGUCUCGCUGUCCAUGGUGGGCAAAGGCAGACGGCAGCGCUCGGAGUCCCUCUGCUCGGUCUCUGGGCCUUGUGUGCCACCAGACCUCCUCCUCAACACGUGUAAGGAUGAAAAUUUAGACUCGAUUCAAGUGAAGGAAGAGGAUGUUUUAACAGAAAUUGCAGGUGUGUUUGAUGAUUCCACAUUGCUGGCUGAUCAGCUUAUUGAAGCAGAGUUUAGUCAGGAGGAACUGAAUCAACUGGUCAAAGAAGAGGUGGUGUCCGACUCAAUUCUCUUGCCCAAGGAUACCAGCUCAACUGUCAUGCAAGAUGAUGAUCACCUCCAGUAUUUGAAUAUCUUACAAAAUGAAACAUCUACCAUUAGUGAAAAUAGUGCUCUGAGUAGUUCUCAUAUGGAAAGCAAUAAUGCUGAGGAUGUGAGCAUUAAACCUGUGGAAGUGAAAUUGCCAGUUCCUGCAGAAGUGCCACUGAAAGGUUUGGAGAAAUCUAAAUCUGUGGCUGACCUAAAUGGACUUAAUGCACAGGUCCUUAGUGAGAAGGUGAAGUCAGUCCAGGCCUUGCAGGGCAAUCGGACAUUAAGCAUCGAUGGCAAGGAAGUAAAGUUGCCAGCCGGCUCAAUCAUUCUGGCUGUAGUAAACGAGUCGGGAUCCCUUGUGCCCUUGCCACAGCUCCAGGUUACGCCACAGUCCCUGACUCGUGCAGUGAAGACAGAGAGCCCAGAGAGAGGGCAGGAUGAGGAGAUCGAUAUUGAAACAGUGUCUGAGAAAACUCCAGUGUUGGAGGCUGGUGACCUGGACAGCCUCCUGGCACAGUUUGAGGCCUCUGAGGCAGUUAACAAGACCUCAGGUGAAGGGACCAAGGAUGGCCCCAGCAGUGCUCCUGAGCAGGUGAAGGCCACUGGGGGGUCUGGACCACACAGCAGGGGGCCUUCUGUGCCAGGUAUCGUCCCCCUGGGCAUCUCCCCACAGUCCUCCCCCACCCAUCAGAAGAUCAAGGAUGCUUUGCCUAAGGAGAUCAUUGAAAAAAUUAAAGCAUCAACUAAACGGAAAAGUACACAAAUGUUGUCUGAGCCACCUGUGCUACGCAAAGGCCGUGGAGGUAGACAACAGGAAGGAACUACCAACCGCAAUAAAAUUCUUCGUACGGCACCCCAGAGCUCUUCUGCACAGACUGCAACAGAUGAACGAGUCCCCCCUCCAGUAGACCAUGACUACUGCUUCUCUCCAGACAAACAAAAGCUUGCCAAGCAAGACUCGAGUGAUAGGAUGAAUGAUGAGUUCUUUAAUAAACUUCCUGAUUAUUACACCACUAUGUCGAGACGCCAGUCAAAGAAAGCGAGCAUCUGUUCAGAUGAUGGGCAUGAUGAUGGUGGUAAGAAGGACAGUGGUGUGGAGUCAGGAGAUGUGAGUGAUGCAAGUGUGGAAACAGAGGAGCGCAAGAAGGAAGGAAAGGAUGGAAAGAGUAGACAGGAAGUGUGGAAUAACCAGGAGAAGCUCAAAGGAAAUAAUGAUAACACAGAUGAUGUAUAUGACAAAAUACCUGCUUAUAUGACUGAUAUUGGCAAUGUCAAGCCCAAAGAUGACGAAGAGAUGAAUGAGAAUGAAGAGAAGGAUGGAGAUAACAUAGUCAUUACUACUAAGCCUGAGGUGAAGAAAAUCAAACGGAAAACUCAAUCUCUCAGAGUACCGGCAGAGAAUAAGAAGUGCACAGAGUAG
This is a messenger RNA of Penaeus chinensis, 3256 nucleotides long. RefSeq lists its product as uncharacterized. The transcript is spliced from 10 exons. Bases 311 to 3256 code for a protein of 981 amino acids. Lineage: Eukaryota; Metazoa; Arthropoda; Malacostraca; Decapoda; Penaeidae. The record is from RefSeq and is a predicted model, not a curated record.